AUGUCUAAUUCCACCUACAAACAGCGAAAGGAGGACUUUGUGUCUAACCUGUCUGGCGGACCCGUUUCCGAGAUCAAUAAUGUCACAGCCGUCGCCUUGAUUGCCGUGUUGCUGUGGUCUGCGCUGCAGGCGCGGCACUCCUUCUUCCAGCCCGCCAGCGCUCUCGGCCAUCUCGUCGACUACGGCCUCAACGUCUGCGCCAUCUUGCUCGCCACCACGCUCUACUCGAACGCGCCGCUUCUUCUGUGCAUCUUUCUCGCCACGCCCGUGGCGCUGGUGUACAUGCUGCCGCCCUCGGCGCCCAGCAGCAAGAAGAAGCGUGCCGUACCCCCGCCGCCGCCGACGACGACGACCGAUGCGAGCGAGCGAAGCCGAGACCUGGCCCUCGAUGCGGUGCCGGUGAAGCCCUUUUUGACGACGUACCGCGGCUCCAUGCAAAUCAUCACAUAUGUUGCCAUCCUCGCAGUCGAUUUCCGUCUGUUCCCGCGUCGCUUCGCCAAGGUCGAGACCUGGGGCACGUCGCUCAUGGAUCUCGGCGUCGGGUCGUACGUCUUUACCGCCGGCGUCGUCGCCGCGCGCCCGGUGCUCAAGGAAAAGGCGAGCGGUCGCACACUUUCGCCGUUUACGCGGCUGCUCAAAUCGCUUCGCCAUUCGGUCCCCCUGCUGACGCUCGGCUUCAUUCGCUUUCUGACCGUCAAGGGGCUCGAGUAUGCCGAACACACGACGGAAUACGGAGUCCACUGGAACUUUUUCUUUACUCUCGGCUUUCUGCCGCCGUUUGUGGCCCUCUUCCAGGAGAUUCUGCGAUUUAUCCCGUCGUACGCGGCGCUGUCCAUGCUAGUGUCGGGCUUAUACGAGCUUGCUCUCAACAAGACGCAGCUCAAGGCAUACAUUCUGACGGCGCCCCGUGUCGACCUGAUUUCAAUGAACCGCGAGGGGAUAUUCAGCUUCCUCGGAUAUCUGGCCAUCUUCCUCGCUGGCCAAGAUUUGGGCUUGUUUGUGCUCCCGCGCAAAGUGAACCCGCGCAGCGAUGCUCGCGCCGGCGUGCAGCGCAACACGUUGCUCAUGACAAUGGCUGUUUGGGCAGGUAUUUGGGUUUUGCUGUAUAAUUUGUCGACGAGCAUAUCGUAUGGGUUGGGAUUGACCGUUUCGAGGCGCAUGGCCAACUUGCCAUAUGUGCUCUGGGUCGCAGCCUUCAACUCUGUGUUUGUGCUCGGGUACUGCCUCGUCGACACCAUGUUCUUCCCGGCGUUUUACAAUGCAACCGACAAGAAGUCGGAGAAGGCGGCGUACGAGUUUGCCACUAGCAAGCUCAUGCGCGCCUUUAAUCGCAACGGCCUGGGUCUGUUUCUUGUCGCCAACCUCUUGACUGGGCUGGUGAACAUGACGGUUCCCACAUUGGACGUAUCUCCUGUGGCUACCAUGGCUAUUUUGCUGGCUUACACUGGUGCAUUGAGUAUACUGGCACUUGUGCUGGACGAUUACAAUAUUUCCAUCAAGUUAUAG
Molecule: messenger RNA, 1506 nt
Organism: Beauveria bassiana ARSEF 2860
Lineage: Eukaryota; Fungi; Ascomycota; Sordariomycetes; Hypocreales; Cordycipitaceae
Product: GPI-anchored wall transfer protein 1
Exons: 2
Coding region: 1-1506 (501 amino acids)
Biological process (GO): protein localization to plasma membrane; GPI anchor biosynthetic process
Cellular component (GO): membrane; endoplasmic reticulum
Molecular function (GO): glucosaminyl-phosphatidylinositol O-acyltransferase activity
Source: RefSeq, a predicted model, not a curated record